Messenger RNA from Harpegnathos saltator (Jerdon's jumping ant), 3137 nucleotides. RefSeq names its product ADP-ribosylation factor-like 5 (gene Arl5). The transcript is spliced from 3 exons. Lineage: Eukaryota; Metazoa; Arthropoda; Insecta; Hymenoptera; Formicidae. The record is from RefSeq and is a predicted model, not a curated record. The coding region runs from base 352 to 891 and encodes 179 amino acids. Gene Ontology annotation, molecular function: GTPase activity; GTP binding.
GAAGCGCCGCGCUCGGGGCGUACGAAUGUUCGUCAAUUGUGCAUGCAACAUGUCGCGCUUCGCUUUAUCGAGUUAGGCGGAAGGUGUCUGUAUUCUCGUGAUAUUUCUCCGCUGACUGCGUAACGGGAUGACCGUGCAAUGACGAUUCGGCAUCUGUUUGUGUCCUAGCGCAACCAUGAGGACGACUCGCGUGUCGGCGUUGCGUUUAUCCCGACGAUCUGCAACUGAAAGAGUGAACAUAACCCUGAGACAAUGAACCGCCCUGUUUUCGAGAUAUUCUGCUAAUCGCGAGUGAAACGACGGACAGGUGACAUUGAAUGGAUAUUCGGCUGAGCUUAUACUGAAGACAACAUGGGGCUGCUGUUCGCGAAGCUGUGGAGUUUCUUCGGUAACGAAGAGCACAAAAUAGUUAUGGUUGGUCUGGACAAUGCAGGAAAAACUACGAUAUUGUACCAGUUCCUAAUGAACGAGGUGGUCCAUACUUCUCCAACCAUUGGUUCAAAUGUGGAGGAAGUGGUGUGGAAGAACAUUCACUUUAUAAUGUGGGAUCUGGGUGGUCAGCAAAGUCUGAGAGCUGCCUGGUCUACUUACUAUACGAAUACAGAGUUUAUUAUUAUGGUCAUAGACAGUACCGAUCGAGAGAGACUCGGUGUAAUCAGAGAGGAACUAUAUUCUAUGUUAAACCACGAGGAGUUAAGCAAGGCCAACGUUUUGGUUUAUGCCAACAAGCAGGACUUGAAAGGCAGCAUGACUGCGGCAGAGAUUUCCAGACAGUUGGAUUUAACAUCUAUCAAGAAGCACCAAUGGCACAUACAAAGCUGUUGUGCCCUUACUGGAGAAGGGCUAUACCAAGGACUAGAGUGGAUUGUCGGGCGCUUGAAAAAGACAUGACGUACAUUAGAUUGAGAAUCGUUCAUAAGAGAGUCUAACGAAAUAUCUAAAAUGUAAAGUAUAUUAUUGAAGAUAAAUUAGCUCGAGCCACUUUGACGGUUAUGCGAAGUGAUGUAAGGAUGAAGACGGCGUAAGCGCUGUCACGACAUUUCGUUAGUCAUUAUUUCGAUCUCCUCUAUGACCCUCAAAGUGCACAUCCGGUUGCGUUGUAAAAUCAUCACGGACGGUGGACGGGCGAAAUCGUUCUUCGGCUGCUAAUUACGCGACGAGAUGAACAGCGAACCGCGAUUUCUUCGCACUACGGAAAUGGAGAACGUCCGGCGGCAUUAUUUGUACCGUGUGAAUUAACGGAGUAAUCACAGAAGAGAACGGAGAUAUAGCAGAAAGAUACGUUGAAAAGACACGUCAUUAGAUACUGUAGACGCGCGUGUGUUAAGGAAAUAAUUAUUUUGUCGCGCGUAACAAAUGUACAAAACACGUUUGUUUGAGCUGCCAUGAUUAAUUGCUCACGAGUUCCGGAAGGUAGUUAUUAAUUCAUGAUUUGUUAGCUUUCCUAAAGAGAACGGUAUCGAUUGCUUACGCAAUAACAGUACCCGAGAAAAGUUUUCUAUAACCCGUCCACCUGCGCUCCGCAGCAUAAACAGGCAGUGGAAAUGGAAAGGAAGACGGCGGCGAAACUAUUUGUACUCAUUUGAUGUGAGAGUGGACAAGUGAGGACGGAACUGUUGCGCAACAACAGAGCAACAACAAGCAGUGCACCUGUGUACAUAGUUUUUUAUACUUCGCAUUAAGAGAGUGAGUUCUGUAAAAGAGAAGGAAACGCGAUUAGAGAGUACCGAGAUUUCACCGACUGGUCUGCGACACGUUUCCGUACGUAAAAGGACUCCCACCCCGGCCCCUUCCAUGAGUAGAUUCACAGCAAACUGAACCCAGUCGACCGACUGAUACAACCUGGAGGAACUUUCAAGGCAGAAUACAAACUGCUCUGUGAUAUGUGAAUUCAAUUUUGAGGUAAUUUGCAGCUAAAGGCUCGCGCGGUACAUAACUGAUGUGCGACGUGCGAUUAAAAGGACAAGAUCGGUAGAGCAAAAGGCGGCUGACAAGAUCCGACGGAGAUGAUGUAGCAUCGAGUGUUAUGUACUGCGCGUGGUGUCGUGAUAGAUGCGAACGGGGACUUUGAAUUAACAACACGCUCGCGAAUUCACGCUUGUUCAUCUCGUGGCAUUCCAUUAUUAUAUUCUUCUUCGAGUGUCCAAAAGUCCAAAGUGAUUAGGUCAUAUAUUGAGAUAAAUCUAAUUAAUAUUUAAUAUAAUUAUAUUUUAAUUCUUAUAAUCACACACAGUAGAUACUUGUGCGAUCAUAAAAUCUAUUAGCCAAACGCGAAUUUUUUGGAAAUUUGUUCCUGGAUUUGCUCACGAUUACUGCAACGAAAGUGAACGAAUGAAGGUACGCGAGUUCUGACGUAACAUCGGAAUGUCUCUCCUCAAUCUACAGCUGUCUCUCGUUUUCGUCUUAAGUGUCUUUAUUUAAGUUAUCGUGAAUGUAACGUUUAACUUUUUUGUAGCGUGAAAUAUUCCGCAGUAAGUAAUAUUAAUUACUAGUAGUUUCAGAGAGAAAAAGGAAAAAAGAUGUGAAGGAAUUAUCAGCGCUGACGACCGAUUAACGGGUAUACGCGAGAUUUAUUGUAUAGAAGUUGUUGAACAUCACCGCGCGCGCGAGGGACAAAUGCCGUCUAUAAUGCCAGAGUGAGAUAAAAAAUUAGAUAAAAGAGUUGACACGCUAGCUUUCUCAUAUUGAGAAACGCUUUCUUAAAUGUUAACGUAAGAAUGUGUCGUGUAUAUUGUUCGAUUCAUUGAAAUUCUACGCGGGAUAUAUCGAAUUUUUAUCCUCGGAUAUGUCCCCCUAUCUUCCCCCGCCCUGCCAUUCCCAUGUUCCCCUUAUUUAACGCAAUUGUGUAAAAAAUUUCUGGAAUGUAAAGUACAACGCAUAGGUUGUUUUAACGUCGACGUUAACAAAAUGCGGGAAUGCACGAAUCAAAUGAUCGUGCUUGUUUACGAACUCUUCAAACGGCUCGAUCUGCCGAAAGGGCGAUUACGGUUAAUUAAUAAAGAAACUCAUUUCCGAUUCAUCGAUCUUUAUCUAUAAUGUAUAAGUCAGAGGAAUCCUCUCCUGUACAACUUUAUUAAAAAUAAUAACGGAGACUCAAAAGUAUGCGAUGUCAAAUAAAUUAAAAGAGUUUCUAUCGA